Prunus armeniaca (apricot) is the source of this 414-nucleotide messenger RNA. NCBI's taxonomy places the organism in Eukaryota, Viridiplantae, Streptophyta, Magnoliopsida, Rosales, Rosaceae. The record is from the annotation of a GenBank genome assembly.
AUGGAGAAAGAUAGAAGUGUGGAUACCAUGAAGGUGAAACUCGACUCCAAGAAGCAAAAGACUAGUAUUAGGGAUAUCAAACAAGAAGGAUUUAAGGGGAAGUCCACUUGUGGAAGGAUGGACAUGGCUUUGCAAGCCACAUUGGAGGAACUAGAGAAGAAAAAUGAUGAGAGUGACCUUCUAAUCGCCAAGCGAAGAUUAGUGGUUGACCUCGAGAAAGAGAAAGUUGGUGAUGCCAAGUUUGAGCUAAACUGCAUAGCUAACAAGCAUGCUAAAGAUGUUGAGGUGAUUCAAGAGCAAGUGACUAAGCUUAUUGAUAAGGUCGCACAGUUAAGGUCAACAAAUGAGAAGGUGAUUGAAGAGUUCAAGUAUUCUGAGGAGUUCAAGGCCUUCAGGUCAGCUUACUUGGAUUAG